AUGGCAGACACCCGUAAAACCGUCGCCAUCAUAGGCGCUGGCCCAUCAGGCCUCAGCACUGCGCGCUCCAUGCUGGCCCGCAAUAUCACGCCCACGCUAUUUGAAGCGAAGCCCACCAUCGGCGGGCUCUGGUCCUCCUCCAGCGCGGCGGAUAUCAUUGCGCUCGACCAGGGGCUGACAUUGAACCACUCGCGCUACACAUGCUCCUUCUCAGACCUUGCCUGGCCAGAGACGGCGCCCAUGUUCCCGCCCGUGGCGGAGAUGGGCAACUACUUGCAGCGCUACCGCGAAAAGUACAUCCCCGAGUCGGCGCUGAGGCUGUCCUGUCCCGUGACAAAGAUCACAAAAGAGGAUGACGGCAGCUGGAGAGUCGAGUGGAGAGACAAGGUAAAGGAGGAAGAUGGCGCGGAGAAAUUUGACUUUCUGGCCAUAUGCUCCGGCUUCUUCUCUGCGCCAUAUGUUCCGCCUAUCCCCGGCCUUUCAAGCUUCAAAGGCGAGGUGAUCCAUUCUGCAGACUUUGAAAAGCUCGAUAUAAAGGGCAAAAAGAAGAUUGUCGUUGUCGGCGGGUCAAUGACCGGUAUUGAAGCCGCCGCGGAUAUUGCGCUCCACCUCUCUUCGCAAGAGGGGUCGGAGAAGCCGGAAAUCGUGCAUCUCUUCUCACGCCCGUUCUGGAAUCUGGCAAAGUACUUUGCGGUCCCGAACGAGCAGGAUCCGACGGCGCCGCGCUUCCUUCCCUUGGACCUCCUGAUGUAUGACUUCAAUGCGCGGCUUGCGGACGCGGGAAAACCGCCAAAGUCGAUGGAGGAGAUCUCAAGGGCGGUUAGUGAGAAAAUGAAAGAGUUUGUAGGGCACGACCAGGCGGAGCUGUCCCCUGAGAUGCAGGUAACGGAGAAGUAUAUGAACCAGAUGCCAUGGGUCGCUAUCUCGGACUCGUACGGCAGCUUUGUGCGCGAAGGGGCCAUCAAGACCGUUCUUGGGCGCGUGGCGGCCAUGGAUGGAAACACAGUCAAGUUGGAGCAGGGCGAGGACUAUAGCGAGACAGAGAUCACAGACGCAGAUACCGUGAUACUGGCAACCGGCUACCACCCUGCCUCUUCUCUUAUGAAUAUACUGCCCGAGGAUAUCUAUACAGCCCUGACAUCCUCCUCGACGCCCAUCCCCGAAGACCCCAACUUUGCACCACUCAUCCUCUACAACCUCUGCCUCCACCCGGUCUUCCAGCAGACCGCCGGUUUCGCCGGAAUGUACAAGGGCCCCUAUUUCGGCAUCAUAGAGAUGCAAGGCCGCUGGCUCGCCGCCCUCUUCUCCGGGGAGGUCUCCUGGCCCAGCACUGAGGACAUGACCACGGCCAUCACCGAUCUCGCCGCCGCGCGCACAAAGCGUAUCGAUAGUGCCGAAACCACCUUCCGCCCUCAAUGGGCUGCCCCCGACUACAUCGGCGUCGUCAACGACAUCCGCGAGCGCCUCUCCAUCCCCUCCGCGCCCUCCGCAACCUCCUUCUUCCCCAACACCAUGAUCCCCGCGCACUUCGCCCCCGCCUCCAGCCACGCCGAAGCCACCAAGGCCCUCUCCGACCUGCAAUCCCUCCUCGUCCCCCCCACCCCUAUCACAAAAUUCACCGCCGCCGCCGUCUUCCGCGGCCUGCAGGGCCACUGGUCCCUCUCGCGCCGCAUCACCUCCCGAAACAGCGCCUUCCCCAGCGGCACCUUCACCGGCACCGCCGACUUCCGCCCGCGCGAAGCAACCUUCACCUCGCUCCUCCAGCACACCCCCACGGGCCCCACAUGCACCACGGCCAACCUCACACACACCCCGCUGCCCAAGACCCCCGGCGGCGAGUGCGUCGAGUACCUCUACAACGAGACAGGCACCUUCCUCACCGACACCGGCUUCACCAUGACCGGCGCGCGCAGCUACAUCUACCGCUACCACCCCGACACCGACACCAUCACCGUGUGGUUCGUGAAAACGGACGGCAGCGGCGCUGUCGACUACUUCUUCCACGCGCUCGAGUUCCUCCCUCCAGGCGCUACUAGCACCGAUGGCGGGAGCAGUGGGGACGGCGAGGUCGACCAGCCCGGCGGCUGGAAGGCAAAGAGCGAGCAUCUGUGUGUCAAGGACUGGUACUGGCCCAGUUACCGGUUUGCGUUUAGGCCGCGCACGCCGGAUCUGGAGAGGUUCUGGAUCAGGUAUCGCGUGGAGGGGCCGAAUAAGGAUUAUACGGCCGAGGCGAGGUAUGGGAGGCCUUAA
This is a messenger RNA of Morchella importuna, 2250 nucleotides long. RefSeq lists its product as uncharacterized. The record is from RefSeq and is a predicted model, not a curated record. Gene Ontology annotation, molecular function: NADP binding; flavin adenine dinucleotide binding; N,N-dimethylaniline monooxygenase activity. Lineage: Eukaryota; Fungi; Ascomycota; Pezizomycetes; Pezizales; Morchellaceae. Bases 1 to 2250 code for a protein of 749 amino acids. The transcript is spliced from 2 exons.